Molecule: messenger RNA, 4777 nt
Organism: Gambusia affinis (western mosquitofish)
Lineage: Eukaryota; Metazoa; Chordata; Actinopteri; Cyprinodontiformes; Poeciliidae
Gene: bicdl1
Product: BICD family like cargo adaptor 1
Exons: 11
Coding region: 468-2318 (616 amino acids)
Biological process (GO): vesicle transport along microtubule; Golgi to secretory granule transport
Source: RefSeq, a predicted model, not a curated record
CGGGAGCGCGCGUCCGAGAUGGGGAAAGGGAUUGAGAGGCGUCGGGGUCGCGCUCACCGUGUUUGGCUGGCAAGUGCCUGCUUCACCAGGUUCAGCAUUAUGGGGGAUCCUGGACCCCGAGGCGAGAUGGACCCUCAUCGAGCGACCACAGCACAGGGACCGUGCAGGCGGUUCAUACCGGGGUAGAUGACAGCUUUCAUGUGUCAAUAAGUGAGCCGCAGAGAAGGCGGUGUUUUCUGGGAGUCAAUCAGAGCUGGAGUCACUGCUUGGUAGGUUAACGAAGAGAGACGGACGUGAGGAAACUGGGAAGUCGACCUAACUUAAAUAAAUACCGCAUUGAACUGAGCGGAAACAAUGAAUAAAUUGGUGAUUACGAGCUGGUCCGGUCAGCCUGGGCGAAUCGGAACAGGCUGGGCUCGUCCAGUGUGAAGUCAGCUCCCAUCUGUUGACUUCUCCGCCGGGCGGCGAUGUCCGCUUUCUGCCUGGAUUUGCAGACGUCUGCCGUGGUUUCAGCACCACUAGAGCUGGACAGCGACUGCAUGGAGCCGCCGGCCAGCCCCGGCUCUCAGGAGCCCGGCGGCUUUCAGGGCCACCCGCCGCCGCGGCGCGCCGGCUCCGGAGGCCUUGGCACGGCCUUGGAGGAGGAACUGGCCAUGAUCACCCGGGAGCGGGGAGUCGACGAGGAGCUGGCGGAGCUGGAGGCGCCAGCGGUGGGGCACAGCGCAGAUAUGCUGUUGCUCUUCCGACAAAAAGAGAAGGACUUGGUUUUAGCAGCUAAACUGGGCAAAGCGCUGCUGGAGAGAAACCAAGACCUGACCAAGCAAUACGAGAAGAUGCACAAAGAUCUGUGUGAGAAGUUGGAGCACCUGGAGCAGGAGAAGCACGAGUUGCGGCGGCGCUUCGAAAGUCGAGAGGGUGAGUGGGAGGGUCGCGUGGCCGAGCUGGAGACGGACGUCCAGCACCUGCAGGGCGAGCUGGAGCGCCACCAGGUCCAGCUGAGGGAGGCGGACAGGGACAAGACCAAGGCCAUCAGCGAACUGUCUGAACAGAACCAUAGGCUGCUGGAGCAACUCAGUAGGGCUGCAGACGUGGAGAGGCAGCUGUCCACUCAGGUCCAUUCAUUACGGGACGACUUCAGGGAGAAGAGUGUGUCUACAAGGCAGCACAUGACACGCCUGGAGACGCUGCAGGCUGAGCAAGGGCUAGAAAUUAAGAUGCUGUCGGAGAGGAAGAUGGAGCUGGAGCGCCGGGUGACCGCCAUGAUCGAGGAGAACGAGCUGCUGCAGAACACCGUGGACGACCUCCGGGAGCGGACGCUGGUGCUCGAGAAGCAGUGCCACGAAAAGGAUCGUCAGUUGCGACAAAGCCAGCUAGAGCUUCAGGAGGUCCAGGUAUCCCACAGACAACUGACGGCUAAGUUGGCCGAGCUAACGGAGGAGCACAGUCUUCAAACUCUCAGCCCCCACCCGUCCAACCUGCUGUGUGAGAUAGAGCAGAGCAUGGAGCAGGAGGAGCAGGAGCAGGAGAGGGAACAGCUGCGUCUACAACUUUGGGAGGCCUAUUGCGAAGUUCGCUCGCUCUGUUCCCAUCUCCGAGGAAACGAUGUCACAGACUCGGCACUUUCCACCGACUCAUCCAUGGACGAGUCCUCGGAGACGUCCUCGGUCAAGGAUGUGCCUACAGGGAGCCUUCACACCAGCCUAUUAGAGCUACGGAGGUUAACACAGAAUCUGCUGGAUGGGAAUGAGUCUACGGGUUCACGGCGCAGUGAUGAGGAGGCACUAGAGGAGCAGGUGAGGAAGAUGGGAGAAGAACUGCAGGAGGUCAGAGAGCUUUACGAAGCAGAGCAGCACAAAACACGCGGCAACGAAGAGGAGCUGCUGCAGAUGCACAAUCAGAUGGCGCUGCUCUCCAUUGAGAUCUGCUCUCUGAGGGAAGAGAACGAGCGAAUGAGGGCGAUGGCGGACGUCCGAGAACCCAGUGAGCAGCUCCAGAGCGCCAUCAGAGACCGAGACGACGCCAUCGCCAAGAAGAAAGCUGUGGAAAUGGAGCUGGCUAAAUGUAAAAUAGACAUCAUGUCUCUGAACAGCCAGCUUCUGGACGCCAUCCAGCAGAAACUCAACCUGUCACAGCAGCUGGAGGCUUGGCAGGACGACAUGCACAGAGUGAUUGACCAGCAGCUGAUGGACAAGCACCAGGACGAGUGGCGCUCGGUCCACGCCGCGCUGUCCGGAUCGUCGAGGAGUCAGUCCCCGAGGCGAGCUCGCCGCGUCUCUGAGCGGGACAAGAGACUUUUCUCUUUUUUCAAAAAGAACUGAGCCCUGUCGGAACUGGCCUUUAAAGCGCAGAAGAGACACGCAGAGACAAACGGAGGUGAGGGAGUGUAUGGGUAAACAGCUCAGCCAAAGACAGGCGGUGGUAGACAGGCGCUGAUGUUGGGGGUGGGGGAGGAGGUUCAGAUCAUUUUGCACUUUAUCUGUCCCAUUGCUCUGCUCCUUACUGAAAGGAAAUGAAUGAAGGUAAAAAAAAAAAAUUUAAAUCAACACUUCCCCAGAGGCUUUGGCUCAGCAGUCCACCCUAAAGAGCGCUUUGCUUUCUGGUCUUACAGAACAGGACAGGGUCACAAAGUUUACCUCCAUAGAGGAAGUUUUCCUUUGUAGUGCCUACAAAACCCACUGCCAACUCUGUAGAGGUGGAAAGCAAUGUUAAAGCGUUACAGCAUGUGCAGUAUGUGUCUCAGUUAUCAGGCCGAGGAGGCUGGGGAAAGGCAGAAGUUUGAAGUAUUAAGGUAGAGCUCAGAGUAUAAAGAGAAGUUCUGGCAGCGACAGAGUACAACACGCAACGAUGGGGAGUCUCUCAGGUUUAUUUAUAUGUCAGGGGAAAAAACAGCGUGGUGUGUUCAACACAACUGGAAAAGGUCAAUUCCCAAAUGGAAGAAUAUAAAUCGAGGGGAUGACUUACGGGCACUGCGAUGGACUGGUGACCUGUCCAUAGUGACCCAGUCUCUGACCCAUUGACCACUGAAGAUAGGCACCAGCACCCUCCUGACCUCACGAGGGACAAAGGUGUAUGAUAAUGGAUGGAUGGAUGGACAGACUUAUGGGCAUUUUAGAAAUGCAGUUCUGAAAGUGUAAAUUAAAAAAAGAAAAGGUUUUCUCCAAGAAGCCUCUCUGACCACAUUAGCUAUUGUAGCUAUUUGCUUUGAUUACAAUACAUCUCAGACUGAGUUUCUAAGUGCAUAACAACAUUUUAAACAAACAAACAAAAAAACCAGCUAGCCUGAUUAAAACCAGCCUCUUCUCCUACAUUAUUUGCGAAGUACAGAGGAUCUAUUGAGAAAUACUUCCUGGACUUCCUGUUGAGGUUUUAUAUUUUGCAAUCAUUGGUUUACAAUUGGUUUUUACAAUUAUUGUUUAAUUUCUAAGGUAGCACUCUUGUGUCAGAUAAUCUAAAUCAAUGUUGGGGAAUAAUUAAAACUUAAGAUUUACAACAUCUUGAUUAGCCUUCAUAGCCGGGGCUGAACCCAGGUGUUACACCAAGAACUAUAGCUAAAAUUCUUGCAUUUCAGUGGUUGACAUACAGCGUAGUAGUAACAUUCUAUUCACAAAAUAUAAACAAUACAAUGUUCAUCUUACUUAUGAAAAGCUGUCCCUCGAGCCAUUACGUCAAUAGUCCGUCGAUUUGAACAAAGCUAUCCCGCAGUGCUGAGGCAUCUUCUGCCGUUUUGGUUUAACCAAAUAGAUAUGACGAACGCUCCAAGAUGGCCGCCGUAUUUCAUGCUCCCCAGCUGCCAAUGCGUCGUUUCUUAUUGUGUCUACGGUCCUGCCUACACCAAGCCACACCCACAUACACUCGCGCUGGAAGCAUAUUAUUGUACGCCCAUGCUCAUUGGCUAACGCCUGUGGUCGCGAGCUGACCCACGCCGAUCAAAAUUAGCAUCAAUGAGCCGCAAACCAACCGACAGAGCGUGGCAAGACGUCUGCCAAUCAUUCUGAACCACAUAAGACGUGACGUGACCAAGGUUGUGAGAAGUUAGCCCUUUGGAGAGACUGGGAUUUUUCCCUGACUGUUUGGCACCAGUUUUGUGGAAAAUGUCACAAAUUGUAAUACAUUAUUUUUAAUUUGUGUUGUAACAAUUUUAUUGUGAACACCAGGAAAACUAAAUUAAAAAACCCCCAAACUUUUCAGUUUGUGGGACGCUGUCACAACCUCAAGAAACUCUCCAUGCUUGUCCCUGACAGAUGAAUAAACCUUUGUGGUAGAACUCCUUAAAUCUAUCUUAGUGGUAUUAUUUUCCUACUGCUCACAUCAUGGUCAUCAUUUGAAGAAAAAGCACUGCUCAGUGUUGUCUCUGGGAUGUCAGCCAUCUUCCUAGUUGACCAAAUUUCUUCUUUACAUCAGCUUGAGAAGGGGUUAGGAUUUAUUAUACAAGUUCCACCUGUUAAAAGCACUUCAGUGCACCACAGCUGUCAGCAUUCAGUGUGACCGUUUGCAUUCACUCCUAAUGGAGAGGGUCUGCCUCCAUUCUUCUCGCUUCAAUACUUCACAGGCACUUUGAUUUCUUAGCUUGCGGGCUUCCAUACCUGGGGGACAUUUCUGACUCCAUUGGUGAAACACAACGAAGCGAGCUCAGAUCUUUGAGCGUGGGUGAGUUUCUGUGUGGCACAUUAAUGUCUCAUGUCUGUGUGUGUUUAAUGAAGCUGUGCAAACCUAUGCAGGUGUCUUCACGUCAUCUCAGCUGGUUGUUGGGAAGGAUCAACCCAAAGAAUGAUUUUUU